This is a messenger RNA of Phytomonas sp. EM1, 2601 nucleotides long. The record is from the annotation of a GenBank genome assembly. NCBI's taxonomy places the organism in Eukaryota, Euglenozoa, Kinetoplastea, Trypanosomatida, Trypanosomatidae.
AUGAAAAGGCGUGAGGUGCGCCGUAAGCGUGAGCGUGAGAAUUUGCCACCUGCGCUUAAUGCAUUACUAGAGUUAGUACCUCGGAACACCGACCCACGCAAAUAUUUAGAGCAAAACUUCUGCCCCUCUCGCGAUCCAAACGAUAGUACUGCGGUGGAUGAGGGUACUUUUAUUGAGGGUGAUGGUCUAGAGCGACUCCUUGUUGCCCUUAAGGAGGGCUGCCCGGAUGGUGCGAGGGACCUUCUUCAUGUGACGCGACGCGUCCCACGCAGCCAGUCGACGAUCAGCAAAAUAUUUGUUGCUGAGCUGUGUUUUGCCUUAUCUCAGGUAAGUGGUCCUCUCACUACCCGUGAGCGACGCUGCAAUGCCGAGGCCGAGGGGGAUUGGUUGACCGAAGACACUCCCUUACUGCAAUACUUUAAAGGGAAACGCUUUGAUGCUAUUAUACGAGGCUGUAACUCCUCUACAUCCUUGAAUCGAGGGAGCUCUUCCCCAGAAGCCAUACAGGAGAUAGAGCCGGCACAGUCAUUGAGAGUCGAUAGGGGCCUGGAUAUAUCUUCUGAAGGUGGGGGUGCAGAGGAUACUAAAACGUCUUAUACCUCUUCACUGGAAUGGGAAAAGUACUUGGCCUCUAUUCGAACUCCACUUCCCAUGUCCUUGCGCGUGCAUCAAAGUGAAAAAGUUUUGCGAUGGAUUGCACUGAACUUCCUCAUGCAUAGCGAUUCGGAACUGACAACCAUAGUUGCUCCCACAAAAGUGCUACCUGAAUCAAUUGCCAUGUUUUCAAGCAGCAACUAUGAUUACCACACUCAUCCGUACACCGAAUUCGUUUGUCGAACCCUACACGCUGCUGGUGCUGUAUCAUUCCAGGAGGUUGUUUCCGCUAUACCAGUCUUGGUUCUCGGCGUCCAGCCACAUCACAGUGUUCUGGAACUGUGCGCAGCCCCAGGAAGUAAGACUCUACAGGCGCUAGAUGAAACCCUAAAAAGAGGUUGGACAGUCAACAUCGAGAAGAGCGUGGUUAUCGCUAACGAAAAAGAUCGCGUUAAGGCUACUCAAAUUCUACCUGCUAGAUUGAAACGUUAUCAUGCACCAAACGUUUUAUGCACGCGGUGUGAUGCUACACAAUGGCCGAGGUUAUACUACUACGAGAAGAAUGUCUCAGAGAUUAGCCCAGAUGGUAAUACAGGAACAUCAAUCCUCGUUGAAAAGCAAUUCGAUCGUAUCAUUUGCGAUGUUCCAUGUAGUGGGGACGGCACACUGCGAAAGGAACGCUCGGUUGCCUCUACAUGGUCGCCGGAUUAUGUCAAGUCACUUGUUCCCACACAAAAAGCUCUGCUUCGACGUGGUUUGGACUUGCUCAGAAUCUCUGGCAUUCUUGUUUAUAGUACAUGUAGUAUUAAUCCAAAGGAGGAUGAGGAGGUAGUCUGUUCUGCUUUGGAGCUUUUUGGGGAUACAGUGGAAAUGAUAGAUGUGAAUGAUGCAUUGCAGCAGCAAGGUGCACAUCUACUCUCUCGUGGAGGCUUGCAUUCGGUAGAUUUAGCAAGCUUGAUGGAGACCGAGGUGCCUUCGGCAUAUAACGGCGCUAAAGUGUUGCGUGUAUUGCCGCAUCGAGAUGACACAGGCGGUUUCUUCGUGGCGGCUUUUCGUAAAGUCAAACAGCAGGACCGGGCAGGAGUUCAAAUUGCGCCACGGAAGUUGAAUCAGUGGACACGAGGCAAACUUUGGGCUCCAGUCUCUAAAGAUGACCCGAUUUGGGUUAGCAUUUCUGAAUUUUACUCUUUUAAAAGGGAUUUCUUUAAUUAUCAUGAUGAUGAUAGUACUGGGAAUAGAGAUAUUACUAAUACAAAUAAUGACACGAUGGAGUUGGCAAAUGAGGGAAAGGCACGCCUGGUUCCUGUUUAUCAUCUCAACCCUCACGGCGAACAAACACGUCGCAUUGUACUCAUAACGCCUGCCCUCGCUGAGAUGGUAUUUAAUACAAGACCUUUCAAAGGACCAGGCGUCGAGGUGGUUUCUGUCGGUGUCCGGGCUUUCGAGGCCUACGAUGUGAGAUUCUUACCCAAUGCUGAGUGCCGUUGGCGUGCCGUGCUAGAGUCAGCCUCCUACUUGGCCCCACUUUUUUCAUCUCGUAAGCUUUUAUUUACUGUGAGUACCCAUCGAUCUCUACUUGAAGAGCUUUUCAGGAAUGGAUUUGUAUACGUUAGAGAUUAUUGGUGGACCUUACUAGGUGAUGAAAAUGUGAAUGCCUCCAGCGUAUCUGACGGUAGUAUUUUCCCUUUGGUAAGGACAGGACCCCUUGAAGAGCUCCUCCGUAUCGCCAAAUCGCAUCCUGCGGGUGGGUUAGACUUAAUGACUUGUAGAGUAAAAGAUCUACUAGCUACUGAGGUCCGUGUGGGUGGGGUUCUAGUUGGUAUUCUUCGUAGUCAACAAGAAUCUCUUCAGCAACCGGAACCGAGUUUCUUGAGUGCGACGCUUUCUGGAGGCAAAUUGGAGCUCGCGGUGGAUAAUUCGCUGCGGGCUUUUUGCUUGAUGGCUUUCCUGAAUAAUUUUGACGGCUUAAACUCACAAGUAGACUCUGGAAGUGUAGCGAACACGUAA